Messenger RNA from Raphanus sativus (radish), 1293 nucleotides. Its product is annotated as GDSL esterase/lipase At1g29670. The transcript has 5 exons. Gene Ontology annotation, molecular function: hydrolase activity, acting on ester bonds. Bases 61 to 1143 code for a protein of 360 amino acids. Lineage: Eukaryota; Viridiplantae; Streptophyta; Magnoliopsida; Brassicales; Brassicaceae. The record is from RefSeq and is a predicted model, not a curated record.
UCUUCACAUCAUUACACUUUCCAUUUCCUACCUCAUCACCCAGUAGACUUUGGUUUCGAAAUGGAGAGUUACUUAAACAGUUGGUGUGUAGUGUUUGUGUUGUUGGGUUUAGCGGUUAGUGUAACAAAAGCACAACAAGUUCCAUGUUACUUCAUUUUUGGUGACUCUUUGGUUGACAAUGGAAACAACAAUGGUCUUGUUUCUUUUGCAAGAGCCAAUUAUUUCCCUUACGGCAUCGAUUUUGGCGGCCCCACUGGCCGUUUCUCCAACGGAAGAACCACCGUUGACGAGAUCGCUGAGCUACUUGGAUUUAAUGACUACAUUCCUGCGUACAAUGCUGUGAGAGGUCGACAAAUACUCUCGGGAGUUAAUUACGCAUCAGCAGCUGCCGGAAUCCGAGAAGAAACCGGUCGACAAUUGGGACAAAGGAUAAGCUUUAGUGGACAAGUUAGGAACUACCAGAACACGGUUCAGCAGGUUGUGAGUCUGCUGGGAGGAGAGACUCAAGCAGCUGAUUACCUCAAAAAGUGCAUUUACUCUGUUGGUAUGGGAAGCAAUGACUACCUCAACAACUACUUCAUGCCUACGUUCUACUCUUCUAGCAGACAAUUCACACCAGAACAAUACGCUAGCGAUCUCAUCAGUCGCUACAGCACUCAGCUUACCGCACUAUACAACUAUGGGGCUAGGAAGUUUGCAUUGAUAGGAAUCGGCGCAAUCGGUUGUAGUCCUAACGCGCUCGCACGCAGUCGUGACAGUAGGACUUGCGACGAAAGAAUCAACUCAGCAAACCAAAUCUUCAACAGCAAGCUACGGUCUCUGGUUGAUCAGCUCAACAACAAUCACCCUGAUGCGAAGUUUACCUACAUCAAUGCUUAUGACGUUUUCCAGGACAUGAUUAAAAACCCAUCUAGAUUCGGGUUUAGGGUGACGAACGCUGGAUGUUGUGGCAUCGGUAGAAAUGCAGGUCAGAUCACAUGUUUACCGGGACAAAGACCAUGUAGAGACAGAAACGCGUAUGUGUUCUGGGACGCGUUUCACCCAACUGAAGCUGCAAACAUUGUUAUCGCGAGGAGGUCGUACAAGGCAGAGUCGCCUUCAGACGCUUAUCCUACUGAUAUCGCAGGGCUGGCACGGCUUUGAAGAAAGUCAGAAAAAAAAAAAGAAACUAAAUGAAGUUCCACAAACUAAUGUGAUCUUCUCGUUUAUCGUCAUUUCAUAUGUUAUCUUUUUGUCAUAAAUUCGAAAAUCAAGCAUUUCUAUAUAUAUAUAUAUAUAACCCGGUUCAUAGCA